CGCCCGUUUCCCGCCUCCAGGGCCUGGUUCGUUCCUGCCCCAGUACUCCUCUCUGUUCUGCGCCUCUGCUGCUACUGCUGAAGGCGGAGGCUCCAUGUUGUCCCCUCAGCGAGCGGUGGCGGCUGCCUCGAGAGGAGCAGGUGAUGCCAUGGAGAGCAGCAAGCCUGGUCCAGUACAGGUUGUUUUGGUUCACAAAGACCAACAUUCCUUUGAGCUAGAAGAGAAAGCCUUGGCCUCCAUCCUCUUGCAGGACCACAUCCGAGAUCUUGAUGUGGUGGUGGUAUCGGUGGCUGGUGCCUUCAGAAAGGGCAAGUCCUUCAUUCUGGAUUUUAUGCUACGAUACUUAUAUUCUCAGUGUUACCUGUACUUUUCGAUUUCUCCUUUACGUUUUCCCCCUUCUCACUUUAACCUAUUUUGUUUGUAUUUUGCUUUUUUUAAGGUUGCAGUUGUUCUGAUGGAUACCCAGGGAGCAUUUGACAGCCAGUCAACUGUGAAAGACUGUGCUACCAUCUUUGCUCUAAGCACCAUGACUAGUUCUGUUCAGAUUUAUAAUUUGUCCCAGAACAUUCAGGAAGAUGAUCUUCAACAGCUGCAGCUCUUCACAGAAUAUGGUCGUCUGGCAAUGGAUGAAAUUUUCCAAAAACCCUUCCAGACACUGAUGUUUUUGGUUCGAGACUGGAGUUUCCCUUACGAAUACAACUAUGGACUACAAGGAGGAAUGGCAUUUUUGGAUAAGCGUUUACAGGUGAAGGAACAUCAACAUGAAGAAAUUCAGAAUGUUCGAAAUCACAUUCACUCAUGUUUCUCUGAUGUCACCUGCUUUCUCUUACCACAUCCAGGACUCCAGGUGGCCACAAGCCCUGACUUUGAUGGGAAAUUGAAAGAUAUUGCUGGUGAAUUCAAAGAGCAGUUACAGGAUUUGAUACCAUACGUAUUAAACCCCUCUAAGUUAAUGGAAAAGGAGAUCAAUGGCUCAAAAGUCACCUGUCGGGGACUAUUGGAGUAUUUUAAGGCAUAUAUUAAAAUUUACCAAGGAGAAGAUCUGCCUCACCCCAAGUCCAUGCUUCAGGCCACUGCUGAAGCCAACAAUUUAGCAGCUGCAGCUUCUGCCAAGGACAUUUAUUAUAACAACAUGGAGGAGGUUUGUGGGGGAGAGAAACCUUAUUUGUCUCCAGACAUUCUAGAGGAGAAGCACUGUGAAUUCAAACAACUUGCUCUGGACCAUUUUAAGAAGACUAAGAAGAUGGGUGGGAAAGAUUUCAGUUUUCGUUACCAGCAGGAGCUGGAGGAGGAAAUCAAGGAACUGUAUGAGAACUUCUGCAAGCACAAUGGUAGCAAGAACGUCUUCAGCACCUUCCGAACCCCUGCUGUGCUGUUCACGGGCAUUGUGGCUUUGUAUAUAGCCUCAGGCCUCACUGGCUUUGUUGGUCUGGAGGUUGUGGCUCAGCUGUUCAACUGUAUGGUUGGACUGCUGUUAAUAGCGCUCCUCACCUGGGGAUACAUCAGAUAUUCUGGUCAGUAUCGUGAGCUGGGUGGUGCUAUUGAUUCUGGUGCAGCAUAUGUACUGGAGCAGGCUUCUUCUCAUAUUGGCAAUUCCACUCAGGCUGCUGUGAGGGAUUCAGUUGCUGAGAGACAACCUGUGGAUAAAAAAGCUCAAUAGAUGUUAAUAUCAGGAUCCGACAAGAACUCGACCAGCCCCUACCGAUUUCUGGGUUUUCGCCACGGCCACAGGUCCAUGUCCGGAGGAAUGGCAGAUUCCAGGAAGAGCCGAAACGUGGCACUGUAAUAAACGAAGUGACCUCUCCUGUGGUUUCACAUUCUUAAACACGCUUCCGUUUCUGUCGGAA
Messenger RNA from Propithecus coquereli (Coquerel's sifaka), 1847 nucleotides. It is a transcript of the gene ATL3, whose product is annotated as atlastin GTPase 3. The record is from RefSeq and is a predicted model, not a curated record. The transcript is spliced from 12 exons. Gene Ontology annotation, molecular function: GTPase activity; GTP binding. The coding region runs from base 95 to 1660 and encodes 521 amino acids. Lineage: Eukaryota; Metazoa; Chordata; Mammalia; Primates; Indriidae. Gene Ontology annotation, biological process: protein homooligomerization; endoplasmic reticulum organization.